This is a messenger RNA of Calypte anna (Anna's hummingbird), 1201 nucleotides long. RefSeq names its product E3 ubiquitin-protein ligase ARIH1. The record is from RefSeq and is a predicted model, not a curated record. NCBI's taxonomy places the organism in Eukaryota, Metazoa, Chordata, Aves, Apodiformes, Trochilidae.
UGUCCUUUCAAUAGGAAUGUCCAAAAUGCCAUAUCACUAUCGAGAAGGAUGGAGGCUGCAACCACAUGGUCUGUCAGAACCAGAACUGCAAAGCAGAGUUCUGCUGGGUGUGUCUGGGCCCCUGGGAGCCGCAUGGAUCUGCCUGGUACAACUGUAAUUGCUACAAUGAGGAUGAUGCAAGGGAUGUACAGGAGCGAUCCAGAGCAGCCCUGCAGAGGUACCUGUUCUACUGCAACCGUUACAUGAACCACAUGCAGAGCCUGCGCUUUGAGCACAAGCUCUACUCUCAGGUGAAGCAGAAAAUGGAGGAGAUGCAGCAGCACAACAUGUCGUGGAUCAAGGUGCAGUUCCUGAAGAAAGCAGUCGACGUCCUCUGCCAGUGUCGUGCCACACUCAUGUACACUUACGUCUUUGCCUUUUACCUCAAAAAGAAUAAUCAGUCCAUUAUCUUUGAGAAUAACCAAGCAGACUUAGAGAAUGCCACAGAGGUGGCAUCUGGGUACCUAGAGCGAGAUAUAUCCCAAGAUUCACUGCAAGACAUAAAGCAGAAAGUACAGGAUAAGUACAGAUACUGCGAGAGCCGACGAAGGGUUUUGUUGCAGCACGUGCAUGAAGGCUACAAGAAGGACCUGUGGGAGUACAUUGAGGACUGAGGGUGGCCCCGCAUAAAAUGAACUCUUGAAACCUUUCCCAUCUCUAGAGUGCUCAUGUGACCCCUGUAAAACACACACACACACACACGAGGCACUGCACCUGUUACACCACUGGUCUGUAGUACCGGGCUUCUGUUUUCUUAACAGAAAAUUUAAAUAAAUUAUAUUGUAAUAAUUAAAAAAAAAAAGGUAGAUAAACUAUUGUACAACAGUAUUCUAGGCAGUCAAUAAGAGUGGGACAGAUGCACUAAAAAAACCAAACAAAACCCUCCAACUUUAACUUGUAACGUAGCUUCAUUCUCCAAGCCGACUCCUUUUUCUUUUCUGUCUUUCUUUUUCCUGUGUGUAGUACAGAUGAAAAUUUAAACCAGUUUCUUUAUACUGCUUUUCAUGCCUAAAACAGCCAUUUUGUUGUACUUUGGUAAAGGGGAGGUUCUCCUGUCCCCCGCCCCUCCCUCCUCUCUGCCACUCAAGUACAUGGUGAAUGUUGCUUGGCUUGCUGUGAAGAUGGUUCCUGGGGAGGGGAGGUGGGGGGGUACACAGCAAGG